Molecule: messenger RNA, 8342 nt
Organism: Bombina bombina (fire-bellied toad)
Lineage: Eukaryota; Metazoa; Chordata; Amphibia; Anura; Bombinatoridae
Gene: DCTN4
Product: dynactin subunit 4
Exons: 14
Coding region: 21-1424 (467 amino acids)
Cellular component (GO): dynactin complex
Source: RefSeq, a predicted model, not a curated record
GGGAGGAGUUCAUUGUAAAGAUGGCGUCGCUACUCCAAUUGGAGAGGGUUUUGUAUCUAGUUCACGGGGAAAAGGAAAUUCGGGCUCCGCUUUCUCAGCUCUACUUCUGCCGUUACUGCAGCGAGCUCCGUUCCCUAGAAUGUGUUUCUCACGAGGUGGACUCUCACUACUGUCCAAGCUGCUUGGAGAAUAUGCCAUCAGCUGAGGCGAAGUUGAAAAAAAAUAGAUGUGCUAACUGUUUUGACUGCCCUUGCUGCAUGCACACACUUUCAACCCGGGCAACUAGCAUACCAGCUCCACUUCCAGAUGACCCAGCUAAAACUACCAUGAAGAAAGCAUACUACCUUGCCUGUGGCUUUUGCCGUUGGACCUCCAGGGAUGUUGGCAUGGCUGAUAAGUCAGUGGCUAGCGGUGGUUGGCAGGAACCUGAAAAUCCACACACCCAAAGGAUUAACAAGUUGUUGGAAUAUUACCAGCAACUUGCGCAAAAAGAGAAAAUUGAGCGGGACAGAAAGAAGCUGGUCCGACGCCGAAACUACAUGCCACUGGCAUUUUCUCAACACACUAUUCAUGUGGCGGAUAAGUAUGGCCGUGGAACAAGACUUCAGCGACAGAGACCUGGAGCUCCAAUCACUGCUCUGACUGGACUGACUCUCAAAGAAGGAGAAGAUCAGAAGGAAAUAAAGAUUGAGCCUGCACAGGCACUGGAGGAAGUGGAGCCAUUGCCAGAUGACUAUUAUACCAGGCCUAUUAAUUUAACAGAGGUUACCACCCUAGACCAGCGCUUGCUGCAGGCUGACUUCCAGCCAAUAUGUGCCUCUCAGCUGCACCCGCGCCACAAACACCUGCUAAUCAAGCACUCUCUAAGGUGCCGGAAGUGUGAACACAAUCUGAGUAAACCAGAAUUUAAUCCAACAUCUAUCAAGUUUAAGAUCCAGCUGGUAGCUCUGAACUACAUACCAGAAGUGAGGAUUAUGUCUAUUCCUAAUUUACGCCAUAUGAAAGAGAGUCAGGUUUUGCUGACUUUGACUAAUCCAGUGGAGAAUAUUAUCCAUGUGACACUGAUGUCAUGUGAAGAAGGGGAUCCUGAUGACAUCAACAGUACUGCAAAGGUUAUUGUCCCUACCAAGGAGUUGAUCCUGGCUGGAAAAGAUGCUGCAGCAGAAUAUGAUGAAUUGGCAGAACCGCAAGACUUCCAGGAUGACCCAGAUGUUGUUGCCUUCAGAAAAGCCAAUAAAGUAGGAGUUUUCAUUAAAGUCACUCCGCUUCAAGAAAAAGGCCAAGUGACUGUGAGCUUUAAGCUUAAGCAUGACUUCCGAAACCUGACAGCGCCGAUACGGCCAGUAGAAGACAAUGAAUCCAGUUCCGAGGCAGUUUGGCUGACUCAUCAUGUGGAGCUUAGCCUAGGCCCUCUGGUUCCCUAAAGCUAAAUCACCUGUUUAUGCGCAGGAGCAAAAUUCUAGGUGGGGGAGGUCUUCCACAGCAAGUGAGAAGCAAAGAUCAGUACCUUUUUGCAGCUUGCUUGGAACAUCAUAUUAAAUUGUAAUUUAAAAAAAAAAACAUAAUUGCAAGAACCAGUAAAUUGUGGUAAUCCCAUGUACUUUUGUUUAAGGAUUAUCUGUUCUUAUUUAACACUGGAAAACAAGCUGUUAGGCCAUCUAGCUAUGAAAUUUAUCUUACUAAUUCCAUAUGAAAUGUACUCACAAAUUCCCAUGUCAAAAUGUAUUAUUUUACCCACAAACACCCAACGCUAUAUAAAUUGUAUGCAAAAGCUUAAAUAGCAGCAUUGUUUUCUAAUAUCUGGGUCAAUGUUUAGUUCUCAUUAUUCUAUUUAUCAGUCUAGUCUUGCUUACUGGGAAGAGAUCCACAGCCUCCGUACCUAAAUAAUGCAAAAUUACAGCUCCACAUUUGUUAGAGGUCAGGCACACAUCUAUAACUGGGAGUGUUAAUUAAACUACCACUAGGUAUGUGCAAUAUUCGUUAUUCAGAUAUUCAUUUCAUAAACAAAUGAUGAAUGUGGCUGCGGGUAUUGGCAUUUGUUUAUAAAGCGACUAUCUGAAUAAGUGAUAUUGCACAUACCUAACGGCAACUAUGCUCCAUAAAGGCAGAUUUUAAAUUGGUUACCUUGUGGCAGGAUAGAUGCGCUGCAUAACCUGAAAAUGUAGGUGGGAUGUGUAUAAAUGUUUCUCUUUAUUAUUGCAUAAGCAUCAUUGUAUAUAAAGUGUUCACAAUGUGUAACAUGAUAAAUAUCACUUCUGUAUUGUCACAAGAUGGCAGAAUAGAACAGACACUAACUUAUUUCCCUUUUUUUUUCUUUCUUUUUUUUGCCUGUGUCAAUGUAACGUUAUUGAAUAAAUGAUGCUAUGCAAAAAGUUUACACUAUUAUAAAUUAUUCAGUAUUGCAAGUGCUACACACACAUACACUAACAAUAACGCAUGCAGACAUAGCUGAAAUGUUUUUUCCUUUAACAAUAAGUGAACUACUAACUUUAGUUUCUGAACUAGUGGGAAAAAAAAAGACACUUUAGUUUUAUGUAAUAAAAUUCCUAGUCACUCACUAGAAUGAAUGUAGUAUGCUUGGCCCAUGUGGGGAACCAAAUGCUGUAUCUUCUCAGUUGUUAGUCUUUAUAUAAUAAUCCGUUUUAGUGUGCAUGCUUGUGUAUCUCUUAAAGGGACAGUCUACUCCAGAAUUGUUAUUGUUUAAAAAGAUGGAUAAUCCCUUUAUUACCAAUUCCCCAGUUGUUUGCAUAACCAACACUGUUAUAUUAAUAAUCUUUUUACCUCUGAUUACCUUGUAUAUAAGCCACUGCAGACUGCCCCCUUAUUUCAGUUCUUUUGACAGAUUUGCAUUUUAGACAAUCGGUGCUGACUCAUAAAUAUCUCCAUGGGAGUGAGCACUAUAUUAUCUAUAUGGCCCACAUGAACUAGCACUUUAGCUGUGAAAAAUGCACUGAGAAAAGAGGGGACCUUCAAAUGCGUAGAAAAUGCUUAGAAAUUAGCAAAUGAGCCUACCUAGGUUUAGCUUUCAACAAAGAAUACCAAAAGAACAAAGUAAAACGAAAUUAAAUUGGAAAGCUGUUUAAAGUUGUGUGCCCUAUUGACUAGACUGUCCCUUUAAGUUUAACACUGUUACUUUGUAGUGUUUCCUUUGUUGUACACUUGAAUGCAGUCAUAUUCAUAUUCUAAGGCUUGGAGUAUGAAACUAUGAAUGUUACAUUCUUGGCUGCCAGAGAGGGCUGAAAUGUGUUUUGCAAGAUAUUGCAGCCCUCUGGCAGCCAAGGAGAUAAAGGGACAGUAAGCACCUUGUCAUUACAACACAUUUCUGUUGUGCUGCCAUAGAAUAACAGAUCAGCCAAGUCUUAACAUUUUUAAGACGCUAAAAUCUUUUUUACUGCAAUUAUUUUUCAACAGCCAAACUCGACCCACCAUUUGCCUUAUUUGGAGGAGCCAAUCUGGGCUUUAGCCCACAGACAAUAAGGCUAGACAUAGUCAUAAAGUUAGUAUAAAGUGCUCUGUUUUGCAGUUAUUAGCUAAAAAUAUAGGCACAUAUAUUUAGCAGGGUUAGCCUUGAUAAAUCAGCAUGGUGCUUUUCAUGUUCUGAGAAUUAGAAAUGGCUAAAUUUUCAGAGCUGAUUCACAUGGAAAGGGGACAGAAUAAUGACACUGGGGGCAUAUUUAUCAAGCUCAGUAUGGCGCUUUAUGCCCCUAGUUUUUAAAGACCGCUGCUCCAUAACAUGUCCGUCUGUUCUGAGGCCGCGGACAGAAAUCAACCCGAUCGAAUACAAUCGGUUUCAUUGACACCCCCUGCUAGCGGCCAAUUGGCCGUGAAUCUGCAGGGGGCGGCAUUGCACCAGCAGUUCAGAAGAACUUCUGGUGCAGUGAUAAACGCUGUUGGCAUUUAUCAAUGUGCUGCGGACAUGAUACUCUGUAUCAUGUCCGCUUGCACAUUGAUAAAUAUGCCCCUAUAUAUCAGUUGUUUUCAUUACUCAUAACUAAACCUUUUCUAUAAAAAUCUCAAGGUGUAUUCUAUCCCUUUAAUACUAUACAGAACAGUAUAAAAAAUUCACACACAAUGCACCAGAAAGAGAUUUUCACUUUUUUUAAAGGAAUGAACUAUUUUAAAGACGACAUUUUAAUUUUUGUUUUGUUUAUGUUCCUGUCUUCUCCACCAUUAAAGCAAUGCCAGUUGUCCUUAUCAGCCAAUGAGGAACAGUAGGCAGAAUAAAACCAAUACUGCAGUAUUUGUUUCAAUUUAAAUUAGUGGAGGGGUUUUGUGACAUUUUUCUAAGCAAGAAAAAAAAUGUGUAAAUGCUGCUCUUUCAGGUACGUGGUAGAAAAUGUACAAUGUCCCUUUAAAUUUAUUACACAGAUAACACUUCAUGGUAACAUUACCAAGUUAUAGUGAUAUAGGGCGCCAUGUACUAAGGCGUCAAUUUUUUUGCACAGACCGUAUCGAAUUAACCCGCCGGCAUUCGCACCAUGCGAAUAGAACUUUGUUACAUGAAUGUACUAAAAACCAAGCCGUAAAAUUUUGCGUCUAUUGUGUCUCGAAGACAAUCGGAUUAUUGAUAACUUUGAAGCUUUGUUCGGCGCGAAAGAGCAAAGUUACGAAGCAGUCUGCGACCUGAUUGGUUUAGUUCUUUACCCACGUGACGAUCUAGGUAUCAUAAUCGUGAUGGUUUGACUGCAACAUGGGUGCAAUCGAUGGCUCCAAGGACAUUGGGCAUUCCGGACAUUCUAUAAAAAUUGGACUUCACAGAUUGCCACUCUUCUGGAGUCGAUGGAAGGCACACAUACCUUGGAAAAACGACCAUCAAUGCAUCAAUAACUUUGGUUAAGUGCCUAGAAAAAGCAGACUGGCUGAUGCCAACAGCAUGGAAUGAACCGGUGGCAAAAAAAUGUAAGGCUGCCAACAGUUUUAAUAGUCCGGGUAUGGCUUGUGAACGCGCUGUCAUAGGCUCCAGGUAUUCUGCUAUUUCAUUGUAAAGUUCCAUAAUAGCUUCUCUGUCCAAACGGAAUCUCUGGAUAAUCUCCCGAUCAGAAAUGACUUCCAAACCCAUACGUGGAAGGAAAACUCUAGGGACUCUGAUUCUUCUACCUCUCCUUCUUUGCAAUCCAUUGUUGUCAACCUGUGCCUGUAUAGCCCUUCUUCCUCGUAAUUGAAUCAAUCGGAAAAGAAACAUAUGUAAAAGUGUCUCCAUCUUCAUUCAGUGAUCCAAAAACCAAUAAUGAUACAAUAGUAGUCUAGUCCUUUCACUUAAGUACUUCUACCUGGCGUCAGGUUAAUACCCCCUAUAGUUUUCUAUUGUAUUCGCUACCUAAAUGGCCGCAAAGCAAACCAUGCGAAGUUACAAUGAAAGUUGGAGCGGACGGAUUAGUUGUAACAUUCAUAAUUUCCGAUUACAUCGAAUUUACGUGCGAUCGAACAUGUAGUAAGUGGAAAAAGGCUUCGGAACGAUCAGUUGCGUAAAAUUACGAUAGCUGAUGAAAAAUAGCGGUUUUUCGAUUCGAUCGCGGAUUGGUAAAUACGAGAAGCAGAUCGUGAGCGAAUUUUGACGCGGAAAUACAGUCGGAUGGUCACUUCGAAGCUUAGUACAUGGCGCCCACAGGCUAUUUUGCAAGUAGCAGCCCAUUUUAUUGUAUGUAAUGGCCACUCUUCUAGACUGUAUAAUAUAUGGAUGGAUGGGUGGGGCGCCUUCCUUCAACUCCCUAGGCAGAGGCAAAAAUAAUUAGUGUAGAUGGGGGAAUUACAUUACAUCGGGCUUUACCCACAGCUGCUUGGGUAAUGUCAGGUUAGGAUUACCCAGAUUUUUUUUUUUGUGUGUUUGUGUCCUCGGGAUCCCCAACUGACCUAUCUUAGAAAAUGUAUUCUUUUAAAAAUACAUCAGUUUUUAGUAUUCAGAAGCCCAAGAUGACUGAUAUUGCUGUAAUGUUACUUCUGUACUUUUUUUUUUAUAUUUAUUUAGAUUAUCAUUUCCAUUUUUUAGAAAUAAUCUAAAAGAUAUAAAUCGUAAUUUUCUGAAUUUCAAACAAUUGAAUUUUCCCUUUAAGUUUAGUUUAACAGAACACGAGUCUGUGUAAUACAUGGGGCUAUUUAAACAGUUGACAAAUAAUCAUUUCAAAAUCAAAAGCACUUAUAUGUGAAAAUGUCCCCUAUACAGUGUUAUAAAACAACAAUGAUACGAUAUCUCUGGCACUUUCUUCUCCCACAAAACGCGCUCCUGUGGGUUCAAGCUUUGUUAGCUCCAGAUUGGCUGCAGCACCUGUCUGUCAACUCUUAAGUGGCCUAUCUUUUAUAUCUGUAUAGUUUUUUGUCUGUAUAUCUGUAUAGGUAAUGACAAUUUUCAGCUGUCUUAAGUUUUAUGGCAAACUCCUAUUAAGAUACCCUGUAUAUUAGCUUAUCACUGUCUAGUAUUACAACUAAGACAACAGAAUAUUUUAAGCUGCUUUUAUCCCCAAUAUUAGACCUUCAUUUCCACAUCCUAGAAUUCCUGUCAUAUCUUUCUCAUCUCUAGCCUUACAAAAUACUGUGUUCUUUAUUUAACUUGUAUCUACACAUUAGCAAAUAGCUUUGUAUUUGCAGAGAGUGACAAGUAGAUCCAAGUUUUUUUUAUUCUUCUGUAAAUAUCUUAAAAUAGAUGCCAGUUUUCACAGGAGUGAAAGCAGGCAGUUAUGCUGUUUGCUUUGGCAAUGAUGAAAUUCACACAAUAAUCCACAAUACUGGAUUUCUGCACACAUUCAAUCUGUGCAGGCUGAACACGAACAGACGCUUUAUAUGUCAUGCUCUUACAGCUAUUACUGAAACAAAUCGCUUUUACUAGAAGCAUUUUCGCUGAUGUGCUCUACCAAAAUGUUUCUAAACUAAAUAGUAUGAUUAAACUAAAUAUUGUGUUGUUUGCCAGUAACAUAUUGUUCUCUAUGAGAAAUAAGCAUUAAUACCUCUGACAAAUGUUAUUGUUAAACUUGAGAUGAGAUCCUUAAAGGGACCAUCUACACCAAAAUUAUUGUUGUUUAAAAAGAUAGAUAAUGCCUUUUUACUACCCAUUCCCCAGCUUUGCACAACCAACAUUGUUAUAUUAAUAUACUUUAUAACAUGUAUAUAGAUAACAUGUUCGCUCCUGUGGAGUUGUGCAGAACAUAGCACUAAUUGGCUAAAAUGCACGUCCAAUAGAAAAUAAAUAGACCUGAGAUAAGGGGGCAGUCUACAGAGGCUUAUAUACAAGGUAAUCACAGAGGUGUAAAAAAGUGUAUUAAUAUAACCAUGUUGGCUGUGCAAGACUGGCGAAUGGGUAUUAAAGGGAUUGUCUUUUAAAUUUUGGAGUAACUGCCCCUUUAAGUAAUAAGUAAAGUAGCCACAUAUUUUGCUAAUAUAAAAUACCUUUCUUUAUUAUGUGUGGGGGUAUUUAUUGGUUCUAGCGUAGUGGUAUUUCCAUUGAGGCCCUUAUAUAUAUAUUUUUUUAGUUUUUCUACCAUUCAUUUUCCAGUGUAAAAUAUUAGCCAGAUGAUAAAGGUGCAAAAGAUAUAUGAUUGACAAUUAAACAAAGCACCCAAACAAAAAUAACUUAAACCAAGCAACAAGCUAUUAACAAUCAACUUGAAGUAUCACAAAGAUUAGUCUAAGUUGGAUUGAAUGUCUACAUCCUUCAGAAGACUUUACAUAUUUUAUAAGUUUUCCAGUAUCUUGUAAGUAGGUGCACAUGCUUGUCUCUAAUCGAUAUUCACUUUCACGUCUUCAGUUUUAUAAUGCACCACUGCUUUGUUUUACACAAUCUUUAUAAACUACAGGCUCUGGGCUUUCAUGUACGUGUAUGAUGUCUGAUAUGCGUUCAGACCCUGGUGGGAAUGCACUUUACGGACUUGAUAAUGGUUGACUAGGUAGCACUAUGAUGUUUACACCUUCACUUCAACUACCAACCGCAUGAGACAGGGGAGAACUUGUAUUUAUUAGUAGAAAACUAUACAUAUUAUAUCUAAUAUACUAAACUAUGUCAAUAUUAAAUCUGCAGCUUUUUUAUUUCUUGGAUAUUUACCCUGUUGAAGGUGGUAAGUUUAGCACCAGUUGUCUUUUUCAGGUCUGGUAGCAAAAUCUUUUUUUAUAGUUUCUGUCCCAUGUGGCAACCACAUGUUGAUUUAUAGGUUUAUGGAAAUGUCAAAGGUCAUUAAUGUUACUCUUGGUUCUGACCUGAAAUGGAAAUUCUUAAUCCAUUUUUCUUUUCUCUUAUGCAGAAUGAGAAGCAAACUGCUUCUCAAAGCUGUAUAUGUCUGUUAUUACAUUGUUACUUUGCCUUACUGCCUCAAUAUAUUGUAAUGUGUUUGUUCAGAAAAUAAAGCAAACUAAACUUU